Messenger RNA from Cavia porcellus (domestic guinea pig), 1581 nucleotides. RefSeq names its product reticulocalbin 3 (gene Rcn3). The record is from RefSeq and is a predicted model, not a curated record. NCBI's taxonomy places the organism in Eukaryota, Metazoa, Chordata, Mammalia, Rodentia, Caviidae. The transcript is spliced from 7 exons. Bases 16 to 1281 code for a protein of 421 amino acids. Gene Ontology annotation, cellular component: endoplasmic reticulum. Gene Ontology annotation, molecular function: calcium ion binding.
CGGCAAGAUGCCUCAAUGCCUGCAGGGAUUUGUGGUUCUCGCAGUCCGCGUCACUCGGCCUUAGCCCACCCUAACCUCUUUUGUGGACGUGGCGCAGGUCGCCCGCGACACUCCUGCCGCUCAUUGGCCCCGCCCCUGGGUUCCUUGCGCGCACUCAUUGGUCAGUGGGCGUGGUUUCUGGGUGGCCGAGGCGGGGCCUGGCUGGACUGCCGCCCAAUUGGGCAUCUUUGGGAGACCUCGGAGCCAAGCGUGAAGGGCAGAGAGAAGCUGGAUAACAGGGAACCGACGAUGUGGCGCCCAUCACUCCUGUUGCUGCUGCUUCUGCAGCUGCUGCUGCGGCGCGGGGCCCAGGGGAAGCCAUCCCCGGACGCAGGUCCUCACAGCCAGGCCAGGGUGCACCAGGCAGCCCCUCUGAGCGAAGCCCCACACGACGACGCCCACGGGAACUUCCAGUACGACCACGAGGCCUUCCUAGGACAGGAAGUGGCCAAGGAAUUCGACCAGCUCACCCCAGAGGAAAGCCAGGCCCGCCUCGGGCGCAUCGUGGACCGUAUGGACCGCGCUGGGGACGGUGACGGCUGGGUGUCGCUGACCGAGCUUCGCUCGUGGAUCGCGCACACGCAGCAGCGCCACAUACAGGACUCGGUGAGCUCGGCCUGGGACACGUACGACACGGACCGCGACGGGCGCGUGGGUUGGGAGGAGCUGCGCAACGCCACCUACGGUCACUACGCUGCUGGGGAGGAAUUCCACGACGUGGAGGACGCCGAGACCUAUAAAAAGAUGCUAGCUAGGGAUGAGCGGCGUUUCCGGGUGGCUGACCAAGACGGUGACUCGAUGGCCACAAGGGAGGAACUGACAGCCUUCCUGCAUCCUGAGGAGUUCCCACACAUGCGGGACAUUGUGAUCGCUGAAACCCUGGAGGACCUGGACAAGGACAAGGACGGCUACGUGCAGGUGGAAGAGUACAUCGCGGACCUGUACUCUGCAGAGCCGGGGGAGGAGGAGCCAGCCUGGGUGCAGACCGAGCGGCAGCAGUUCCGGGACUUCCGAGACCUCAACAAGGACGGACGGCUGGAUGGCAGCGAGGUUGGCUACUGGGUGCUGCCGCCAUCGCAGGACCAGCCCCUGGUGGAGGCCAACCACCUCCUGCAGGAGAGCGACAAGGACAAGGAUGGGCGGCUGAGCAAGGCUGAGAUCCUGGGGAAUUGGAACAUGUUCGUGGGCAGCCAGGCCACCAACUAUGGGGAGGACCUGACACGACACCAUGAUGAGCUCUGAGCCCCACGUGACUACAGGGACACAGCUCGAGGCCCGGCUCUCAGGGACCUCCUGACUCAGCCUCCCCUGGGCACCCAGUCCAGCUCUGCCCAUCCUGGGCCCCUCAGAGCCCUCUGUGUGGGUGACACCAUCCUCACGGCAGGGUUUCCUGCCCAGACCGGGACUGGCACCCCAGCUCAGCCUUCUGGAUCCCCCAUCAACUGCACCCCAAGUCUGAGCCAUCACCACAGAGACCCAGAAACUCGACACCAGCCCUGGGCCUCUCUUCUGCCAGGGCAACAAUAAAAUCCAGUGCUGGGG